Messenger RNA from Microbotryum saponariae, 1719 nucleotides. NCBI's taxonomy places the organism in Eukaryota, Fungi, Basidiomycota, Microbotryomycetes, Microbotryales, Microbotryaceae. The record is from the annotation of a GenBank genome assembly.
AUGCAAGCCACUCUCGACAACAUCGUUGGUACUUCGGGCCGCACCAAGCUCCUCCGCAAGAAUGCCGAUGACAGUGCGUGACUAUUUCUUUUGCGAUCCCCACACCCCCUCACUUUUGAUCGAGCCUCACCCAGCUGACCCGAAUACUGCACCUCAUUUCAGUCGUCGUCACGUUCGCCAAGCGCACGCCCCUGUGCAAGGCACGCAAGGGCGGCUUCAAGGACAUGUCUGGCCAAGAGCUCAUGAUUGCCUUCUUCAAGGUCAGUUCGGACUAUCUCAUGUUCCGUCUCCUUCGAGCCGCGGCAGGCGCUAACUCUUCUUUCUUGGUGGGCCAUCUGAGUAGGGUGCUAUCGCCGAGAUGAAGGUCGAUCCCGCCGUUGUCGAGGACAUUGUAUUUGGUAAGUCACCCCAUUCGAUCAUUCGAUCAGCCGGUCCUGGCCCUCGUCCGCUCGGAAAGUGGCGGCUGACGUAAGCGGCGCCACACUUGAUAUGUCUAAAGGUACCGUCUUGCCUCCCAAGGCCCCUUAUGAUGCCCGUGCAUCCGCACUUGCCGCCGGCUUCCCCGAAACGACCAGUGUGCAGGUCAUCAACCGGUAAGCUCGGCUAGAAAACCUGGCAGGUCCGAACUUUUCAGCCGCGGGUGCUCCCACUGAUCUGCCAUCGUUCGACGCUUUUUCCAACUUUUUCCAACAGAUUCUGCUCUUCGGGAUUGAUGGCCGUUCAGUCCGUCGCCAACCAGAUCCGAGUCGGUGAGAUCGAGGUCGGUUUCGCUGUUGGAUUCGAGUCCAUGUCGGCCCACCCCGACCGCGGCGCCGACGAGUUCGCCCAGGAGAUCCUCGAUCACCCCGUCGCCGCCGAUUGCCAACACCCGAUGGGAUGGACCUCGGAGAACGUCUCCAAGGACCUCAACGUCCCGCGCAAGAGGAUGGACGAGCUCGCCGCCGCUUCGCACCAACGUGCCGGCAAAGCCCAAAAGUCCGGCAUCUUUGCCGACGAGAUCAUCCCCAUCACGGCUCUGCAAGCGCCUUCGACCCCUUCCGCCGAAGGUGCGCCCAAGGCCAAGCGUGUCCCCGUUCUCGUCAAGGACGACGACGGCAUUCGCCCCGACUCGACCGCCGAAGGAUUGAGCAAGAUUCGCCCCGCUUUCCCCCAGUGGGGCAAUGGCACCACCACCGGUGGUAACGCCUCGCAGUUGACCGACGGUGUCGCUGGUGUCUUGUUGAUGAAGCGAUCCAAGGCGCAAGAGCUUGGUCUCCCCAUCUUGGCCAAGCACGUCGUGACCUGCACCGCCGGUUUGGCGCCCCGGAUCAUGGGCAUUGUAAGUUGUGGCGUUUAUUUCCGCCAGUGCGAGAAACCCUGUCUUUUGCAACACACUAACCACUCCGCAACGGCUUCUCAUUCCCUCAGGGCCCCGCUAUCGCGAUCCCCAAGGCUCUCGCCAAGGCUGGUAUCACCCGAGAGGACGUGGACCUGUGGGAGGUCAACGAGGCGUUCGCAUCGAUGCUCGGUUACCUGAUCGACACCUUUGGCCUGCCGCACGACAAGGUCAACAUCCACGGUGGUGCGAUCGCGCUCGGUCACCCUCUGGGUUGCACCGGUGCACGACAGGUCGCCACGGGUCUCAACGCGAUCAAGAGGACUGGCGGAAAGAUUUUGGUCACGUCCAUGUGCAUUGGUCUUGGCAUGGGUGCCGCCGGUGUCUGGGUCAACGAACAGUAG